Molecule: messenger RNA, 1683 nt
Organism: Aspergillus oryzae RIB40
Lineage: Eukaryota; Fungi; Ascomycota; Eurotiomycetes; Eurotiales; Aspergillaceae
Exons: 1
Coding region: 1-1683 (560 amino acids)
Source: RefSeq, a predicted model, not a curated record
AUGUCUACCAUUACUCCAGAGUCUAUUCCAGGCUUUCAUGCCGUCGGGCGUACCACUGGAACUACAGAAGACUUGAAGGGCCUCUCAUUCGCGACAACCUGCCCACCCGAUAUUGGCCCAAGAACUCGCCUCAUCGCAGUUUGUGGCAUCACCGAUGACGAAGACGACGCUAGUCCAGCGAAGGACGGUUGGUUCUUGUCGGACUUCUAUCUGUUCCAUUAUCUCUUUUCUGAUCUCCACGGGCCAACAGCGUCUCAGAUAUGGAUGACUAGCGAAAAGCCUGAAGACCUUGUGCGGAAGUACAAAGAAUACGUGCAUGGAGAUCCAAGGGGAGAGCGAAGAGUUGUACUGGACAAGAGCAUGCUGCCCGGGAUUGAACAAAGUGGGAGCUUACGCGUUGUCUCAAGGAAAGAUCUUCUAGAACGGUUCUUGUGCACCCUGCGCGAACAAUCGCUCCUGGCCAAGACUAAUGAUCAGCACUUGGUCGUCAUGGUUUUUGGUCAUGGGGAUGAACGAACAUAUGGCGUGGCUCUCGGCGGAUAUAAACCAAACCUCCAUAUUGAAAAUGUCAAGCGCGCUCUGCAGCCUGACACCUCUGUCACACUGUUCAUGACUUCAUGUUACUCUGGUGGCUGGAUUGUACAGCCGAACACCAUGAGAUCUAGGUAUAUCAAUGCCACUGGAAUAACUGGAGCAGGACCAAAAGCAGAAAGCAAAUCUUGGCCAGAGAGCUCCAGCCUUCGUCGAGCAUGUGGAAGUAUAAUUGCGAGUGCCAUUCUACAAACCAGCAUCGCGAUUGAGGAGUCACAAGAGACAGUUGCCGUCCACACAGACCCCACUUAUUACUCAUUUGCGCAGUCUGUAUACGAUUCGUAUAAAAGGCUCGAUCCUCUCGCUGAUACGCACAAGAUCCAUUUCUCUGCUCAAGAUGAUCAGUGGGCGCUUCACUUCAAAUGUCGCAGUGGUAUGCCGCUAUCACAAUUGAAGUUGCGCUGGGAGUCACUGCGCUCUGUGCCCCUAGGGGAUUAUCAUUCUGAAGGUUCAGACGGGCAUGGUACGGGCACUAGUCGAUACGGAACGGCCAGAAAACUCAGCAAGGUGAAAUACGCCGCCCUAUACUAUUUUCACUGUGCCAACCCUGGUCCGCACAAUAACGCGUCAAAUAUUGGAUUACAUGGCCAACUGAUGGCCUUGCUCAGUGGCAGGGAGAAAUUCAGCGACGAGGAGCUUGACGAGAUGUUCGAAACGCUGAGAUACCGACUCGAUGCGCUUGCCCAAGCCGAUGAACUUGCUAUGGUGAUGGGUGUCGCCAACGAAACUUUUAAUGCAUAUUCAUAUGUUCAUGAGACUUGGAAACAGUCACCAGAGGAAGAUAAGCUUGACUUUUUCGCGUGGCGUUUACUAGUUGAGAAAGAGCUAGUAGAUAGACCAAUCGAGGGCCAUUUUUGGCCAAAGCCCGUGAAAUUUCUCUGUGCUUGUUUAGUCAUGUCUGGGCUAGACUAUGAUGAAAUUGAGCAAAGAAUCGAAAUCGCAGAGAGCUAUAAACGCACACAAGCAGAAGCCAUCUCGGAGUUAUAUGGCAGCCAAAUCAUGAGGGACGAGGAGGUGAUCCGUGGCCGCGAGAAGUUGCUAAACAAAAUGACUAGCCUUGGACGCAAAGUUCGGGCAGUCUUUCGCCACUGA